Molecule: messenger RNA, 1527 nt
Organism: Uncinocarpus reesii 1704
Lineage: Eukaryota; Fungi; Ascomycota; Eurotiomycetes; Onygenales; Onygenaceae
Exons: 4
Coding region: 1-1527 (508 amino acids)
Molecular function (GO): oxidoreductase activity, acting on paired donors, with incorporation or reduction of molecular oxygen, reduced flavin or flavoprotein as one donor, and incorporation of one atom of oxygen; iron ion binding; heme binding
Source: RefSeq, a predicted model, not a curated record
AUGCUCUCCGCAUUAAAAGACGCUCCUCCUGGUCAUCUCGCCCUUGGGGCCGUUGCUUGCUUCAUCCUCUACCAGGUAUAUAUAUAUCUAACAGUGGGAGCCUCACGUCGAAAGUUUGCCGCAGACCAUGGCUGCCAGCCGGCUCCAGCAUAUCCCCAUAGGGAACCGAUUUUUGGAAUAGAUUUGGCUUUGAAAUUGGCGCGUUAUGGCAAGUCCAAAACAUUCCUCGAGCAGGCUCGAAAUCGAUUCCUCGCCUACGGAAACACCUACUCUUUGAAAGUCAUGGGCAAGAAUGCCAUCACCACAUGCGAACCGGAGAAUAUCAAAGCUACCCUGGCCACCAAAUUCCAAGAUUUCAAUCUUUCCAAUGUCAGGAAAGCUGCCUUUCAGCCAUUGUUUGGCAAGGGAGUGUUUACCAAUGACGGCCCUGAGUGGGAACAUUCCCGGACAAUGCUACGACCCAAUUUCGUACGGUCCCAGGUCGCGGAUCUGGAUAUGAUUGAGAAGCAUGUCCAAAACCUGAUCAAGGAGGUGCCAACGGAUGGGUCCACGAUCGAUCUUCAAGACCUUUUCUUCGAUCUCACUCUUGAUACAGCCACAGAAUUUCUUUUUGGCGAGUCAGCACAUUCUCUUGGAAGCAAAUCUACCGAAGAGAAUGAACGGUUCAGUGAUCUCUUCACUUAUUGUACAACUAUGAUCGGUGAUUGGUCACGCAUCGGGAUUUUUUUCGGGAUCCCAGACCAGCGUUACCACCGUUUUGCUGCUGGAAUCCAUAAAUUUGCCGACCGUUACGUGGAAAAGGCUCUUGCGCAUCACCGUGCCCAGAAAUCAGGAAUGAUCACCUGUGAGAAUAGCCCAAAUCGGUAUAUCUUCUUGGAUGAGUUGGUCAAAAAAACCAACGACCCUAUUGAGCUCCGCUCUGAAGCUCUUAAUAUUCUGCUCGCAGGCCGUGACACCACCGCAAGUCUCCUAGCUUGUCUUUGGAAUGUGCUCUCAAAACGGCCCGAUGUGUGGUCCAAGCUCCGCGCGGAGGUUGAUAGUUUGGGUGGAAAAAAGCCGUCGUUUGAGGAAUUAAAGGAUAUGAAAUAUCUCCGCUAUUGCAUAAAUGAAGCCUUACGGCUAUAUCCAGUGGUUCCUAGCAAUGGUCGGGUUGCUAUACGAGAUACUUUCCUCCCCGUGGGGGGCGGCAAAGAUCGCAAAUCCCCAAUCUUCCUGAAGAAAGGCACGCUCGUAUCAUAUAGUGUUUUUUCCAUGCACCGACGAGAGGAUAUAUAUGGACCUGAUGCUGCAGAAUAUAAGCCAGAGAGAUGGGAGAAAUUGCGACCGGGAUGGGAGUUUCUUCCAUUCAAUGGCGGGCCAAGAAUCUGUCUUGGACAACAACUCGCCCUUACUGAAGCGUCGUACACUACCGUCCGGUUGAUGCAGCACUUCCGUGAUGUCGAAUCGCGCGACUCUCAUCCAUGGACAGAGCUACUUACAGUCACAUGUGCGAGCAAUUAUGGUGCGAAGGUAGCCUUGAAACCGUGA